Stylophora pistillata is the source of this 5038-nucleotide messenger RNA. RefSeq lists its product as uncharacterized. The record is from RefSeq and is a predicted model, not a curated record. NCBI's taxonomy places the organism in Eukaryota, Metazoa, Cnidaria, Anthozoa, Scleractinia, Pocilloporidae. Gene Ontology annotation, cellular component: cell periphery.
AAAAACAAUUUAUUCAACUGCACAGCUAUAUUUACACGAUUGUGACGGCAAUGUGAAGCCACUGGUGACUAAUUGAGUUCUUUAUCACGGGUUUUGCUAUGUCGACCUUGGCUACCUUGUUGCUAUUUGGGCAAUAUUACGCAGUUUGUGGUGGCUGUGUUAAAUAUUAAAGCCUUGAGUGCUUUUGUAAAAUUUAUGGCAUAUGUCAUUUCGCGUCAGGUGGUUUUAAAAAACACGAAACAAAAACGACAUUAGUCUGCUUCGAUACAUGACAUCUUGCCGACGUGGCUCGUAAGCGAGUUCUUGAAGAGAACAGUGGUGUAUAACCGAACACAGACUUCAUGACGCUCUACCUGCAAGAUCGUCAUUUCAUUUGUAUGCAAAAUAAGAAGUUGAUGGCACAUGGUGGCACUUUAUUUGCUAAUUGCAUCUAUUUCAGUGACUUACAAAUUGACAGAUUCGACUGGUGAAAAUGAGGCAGGAAAACCCACUUGUUUGGGAUAUGAGCUGCUCUUCAACGUUUUACAUCCAUCGCAUCACUCGGGUUUCCUGUCUGUAAAAAAUCUUAGAAUUGAUUUUUCUACAAAGGAAAAAUAGCAUAAAUAUUACGAUGCGGUUCAAAACACUUGUUCAAAAGAAGAACCAUCUAAAAUUAAAAGAAAGACAAGUAUUUCAAAUCAAGCAAAAUAAUUUGUCUGCAACUUAAUUAACGAACGAAAGAAACAUUUGCAGAUUCACUGAUGACCUGUUUAAGGCUUCUUUUAUUAAUUUGAACACCAGAUCAACAUCUUCCGAAUAUGUCUAUGUAUUCUGAGAAAUUUAAGCUUUGAUUAUUAUUUUGAUGAAAAUAAAAGGCAAGCGUAAACAAGGUUGGCAGGAAACUAAUUGAAACAAGCUUUCAAAGAAAAGAAUAUGGCGAUAGAUUAUUAACAAAAGCUAGAAUUGCAAAUUUUCAUCGCCAGUCACAAUAAAAUCAAAUAAAAUUUGCCAAGUCAGAUGUGAACUUGUAAAAAAAUAUUGGAACAAUUUUUAAUGAAGAUCUUUAGCCUUGUUUUCAUGAACGCCCCAAGGCGGAACAGUGUUGAUAUGUUGUCGAUCAAAACAAGAUUCGCUUUUGUCUCAUUGGACGAAAUGUUAAACUUCGCCGCCCACCUCAUCAAAAUACAAUAGAACUGUCAAACAAAAUACACUUUAGCACGACCGUCAGUUGUCAAUAGUAGACACUGUAUAUUUUGAUGUAAAUCAGCAACGUGAAUGAUAAGUUGACCACGUGCACCCCUUAUCUGCUGGAAGAUAUAAGCCAUGAAAGAUACACCAUUGACCAGUGGCGUGCGGUAUGUUUCCGGUUUCAGACAAAAACGCCAGAACAGGUAAUGACGAUACUAAGUGUUCUGCUGGCCUCUCUCGUGCACAAGCCGCCAACAAACUGAAACCGUUUUCUUUCGGUGAACCUUUCACAGCAUGAAACGCCAAAUCGGUUUAGCGAAAGCUGGGACCGCGUAGAGUGUCAAAGAGCGACGCUGGAACGAGCUGGGAACAGACAGCAGCCGGGUAAACACAACCAACAAUCAUUUGCGGAUUAGGCGAUUACUGCGAAGUCUUGCUGUGUUUGGUGAGGACAACAGACAUUCCAUGAAGAGGAAAGAGAGAUGGAAAUAUGUUUGGUGCUUCUAUGUGGUCUGCUGAUAGCCUCCGGCGCCCUUUCAUCGACAGCCGAUGGUAAUUUUGGAAAACGACCACUCAAAGGUCUUGCCGUAAAUUUACACCCAACCUCACUGGAUGUUCUUGGCGGCAAUGUUACUUUGUCAUUCCGAUUUCCGAGCAAUUUCUCAGGAUUUUCUGGUAAUCGAACUCUCGAAGUGUUAGUCAACGAAAAGGUUAUUGGAAAAAAACUCUUUAAAACGACUGUACCGCUGGAUCGACGAGAAAUUUCUGUCAUUUUACCAUGUGAAAUCUUCGACCACCCAGUCAUAUACAGCUUUAAGUAUCGCAUUUCGGACAGUGAAUAUGGUGGGGUUAUCUCGCAGACACUGACUCUCCGAUGGGGAGGAAUCUUCAUCGAUUCGCCGGCGAACCACACUGCCUUAACCCGGUUUAAAUCGAUCAAAAUUCGACAUAAUCGCAAAUGUUUGCCCAAGGCAUACCGCGACGAAAUUAAUCUUUACUACAUCCAAAGUGGCAGCAAGCCGAUGUUUGUGACUCGAAAAUACAUUCGUAAACUGUCCAGUGGCAAGCAAAGAAUUCCUAAAAUGCCCCAGAUUCGAAUGAGUUUUACCUGCGAUUUCUUCGACACGCAAGGAAAAUACUUCUUCGAGUAUCGCACUGGCUACAAAAAUGUUAAAUUGGCAAAAAGUGAAGAGGUCUACGUCCAUUGGGGCGAACAAACUCUCUCCUCUCCUGUCUCGACGAUUUUUCCAUGUACUAACUCCCUGGCAAUUUCAUUCGCUCAACCGAGCUGCUCAUUUGUACGAAGUCAAGAUGCUAUCGUCCUCGCCAAGAAAGACUCUAAGAAACCCAUUGUACAAAAAGCUGUGCAACAAGGGCACGAUGUCACGUUUUUCCCGUGCACGCUGUUCAAGGAUUAUGUAGAGGAAUAUUGCUUUCAUUACAUUACAAAGUCGAGGCUCACUAAACGCUCUGUGGCUGUUGCAUCUCUCUGUUUGCCAUCCCUUCCUCCGGGCAAGGCAUAUAAUGAGGGGUGGAGUUCGUGGUCCUCUUGGGGCUUGUGUUCCAGCUCUUGUGGUCAGGGGAAGCAGCAUCGCUCGCGAUACUGUCUGAGUGUCACCACAUCCAAGGACAAGGAAUCGACAUGCGAUGGAAAUGCUCUCAUGUCCAGGUCCUGCGCGCUCAAUCCUUGUCCAGAAUCGGGAGCCUCGUGUUCAUGUGGAUGCCGGCUAACAGAACCACAAGGAAUGAUUACGUCAUCGCCCCAGUUGUUCACCCGGCCUGGAAAUCCUAGCUGUACAUGGGUCAUAAGCUUAGCAGAAGGGAAAAGGGUUCGACUGUGGUUUGAUGCCUUAAAAAUGAAUGGAGAUUCCAUCAUAAUUCGUGACGGAAAAGAUCGCAGUGCGCCAAAACUGGUCAUUAUAAAGGACGAUUCUUUUAAAGAGGAAAUAGUGUCAACUGGGAACAGCAUGUACUUAUUUUACAAACAUAAUGGGAGAUGGACCAACGGCACACGGAGAGGAUUUACCGCUUCUUACAGCACGGAAACCGAAGCUGAACCAGCCGAGGUGAUUCGCAGAAAGACUUUGGGAACGGCUGAGAUUACAUUUCUUGCGGUAUUCGUGUUUGCUGUGCUGGUUAUUGCUGUACUUUUGUUCAUUGUCUUUGCAAAAUUGCGCCGACACCACAAAAAUAUUCCUUCAUCGUCCAGCGGAAGCUCAAGUACGUCAGAGUCCACGCUUAGGUCAACGGGAACGUCGUCUCCUCUUGACGACGAAGCUCUUAGCAACGAACCUUUAAAAACUUAUCGAAAUCAAAGAACUAAAAAAGGCGAUCGAAGAAGAUCGUCGCACAGAAAAAGGAUGCGAAGGACAGAAUUCCUUUGUGAUGCAGAUCACGUACCAAGAUGUACCUGUGGCGAAAUUUCCGAACUAGACUCGGCCACAGGAAGUAAUUCGGCCAGCGAAUUCUCGCCUGUUAAAGCUAUUAACGGUUUGGAAAGGGUCUUAGUUCGGGAGGACGUGGAUUGUGACUGUCCCGACUGCCUCAGAACUGAGAGGUAUCCUUUAAAUGGGUGCCCAGAAUUUCGAGCCCCAGAGAAAAAGUAUUACGGAGACUGGAUGUUGACGGAAAUGCCCGGAGAGAAACAAUUUCAAACGAAUCAGCGUAUUUAUAGGGAUCCUUGUCAAGGUUAUGUGUAAAUAUUGUUCAUCGUCUCAUUAAUGAGGAACAAUUGUGAAAAUCGGGUGAAUUCAAAUCAUAGUACGAAUAACUUAAGGUAUAAACUGGAAACCAAUCGUUAAUUAAAUUUUAUCCUCACGUUACGUCUUUAAUAAGCCAUUCCUGAGCUCCAAGAACCCUUACUCUCUACAUGAGAUCAAGAAUGCCAAUCAUUCUCGUAUCAAAAGCUUGUUCUUACUCACCUCGUUUUGAAGCAGAAACUUUGGGCUUUGUUUUUUGCUUUGGACUUUUAGAAAUGGCUCAACGGUGUGUUUGUUUGUUUGUUUGUUUCGUUUCUUUUGUUUGUUUUUCGGUUGAUUUAGGCAAAAGAAUGUGUUACUCCCCGUUCGUUUUUUUUUUUUUUAAGCCCAAAAGUUUCUCAUGAUCAUGAGACAACUGUUUGUUAGCUUAAGACGCUCUUCGCUAAAUACUUCGUUCCACCAACAUAAAAUUAUGUGUAAUUUUAUUGAUGCAGAGAAAUUUAUUUUAAAAAUAACAAUAAUCAUACUAUUCACUUUUUUUUACUAAAAGUUGAACUUAAUGAGUAUGCGUGGUUUUUGCGGAUUGUGGUGUGUUUUGAACUCUGAUCGGCAAAUAGGCAUUCAACCAUUUUAACGUUAGAAUAUUACGGUUGAAGUGCAGAUUUAGAAGUGUCGUUGAGUUUAUUUAGUUUUGUGUUAUUUUUUAAGCAAAGACGUUUUCGCAUUUGUCUUAUACGACGUUUUGUUUUGUUGAAGACCUACGUGAAAAACUCCUCACAAUGCCACUUUUGUAGGAAAAAAGAAUUGAUAUUACUUUUAGAAAAAAUAUGGAGAGUACUAUUAGACUUCAUUCUAGCAAACAUAACAUAAGGUAAUUAUAAAUACUUAUAUUAAUGUAUUAGACUUUAGUUUAAUAUUGAAAAUGCAUCAAUACCAUAUAUUUGUAGUAUAAAGUUUUGUAUAACAAUUAGAGAGCCCUGAUAGUUGGGCAAGACUAAAUUAAGAUACUUUUGGAGAAAAAGGAUAUACUGUACGAUUAAAAGGUAAUUGUUUAUUUAUUGAAUCAGGGAAAAAGGGAAAGACCUUUAACUACUUAAUUGGGGAUUUUGAAGAGAAACGCGGUAGUGUUAGUCUUAGGCACGAAUUUAUGAAAUAAAUUGAUACAAAAGUGA